AUGAGUGUUGUGCAUUCUCCUAAGAAAAACAAAGAUCAGGACAAUACUCCUACAACAACUGCAUCAUCGACUUCAUCUACACUCCAGAGUGCCCUCGCUCCUCCACCGCCUCCACGUUCUCCAAGAAUAAGCGGUCGCGUCGUCAGGAAGAACCUCUUUCAACAACUAGAAUCCAGAGAAAGAAAAGGCACAAUCAUGCCGGCCACCGCUGACGCUCUAAAAAGCAAACGCCGAUAUUUCAAGGCCAGAUUAACCAAAAUGAAUAACUGGUUAAAAGGUGAGGGAAUCCAGACAGCAGUUACAGAAAUAUUGGAGAUGAAACUCGCAGACCUCCUCAUAAAAUUCUCGGAAUGGGAAGCUGAGCAUUCUCAACUCUUGCUCCUCGAUAUGGACCACGAGGAGAAAUAUAUCGAUGGAGGCGACGCCAUCAUGGAGACCUACUUCAAGAUCGCCGGUGAGUUACAAAAUUUAAUUAAUCAGAGGUCGCAAUCUCCGUCAUCGGUUCGUCAGAUGAAUUCUCAACAGCCAGACGAACACUUCCAUUCUACUUCCGCCAAACUACCUGAAAUUACGCUGUCUACCUUUGAUGGCAGUUUCGAGAAAUAUCGAAGUUUUCACGACGAGUUUAAAGCUGUCAUCCACGACAACAAAAGACUCCAGAAGGUGACGAAAUUUCAAUAUUUUAAAUCUUGCCUCACCAGAGAAGCCCAGGAUCUCAUCAAGGAUUUAGAUAUUACUGAUGAGAAUUACGAUAUCGCGCCGCUAGAUUCUCUCGCAAGUAAGGAGGAACAAUACAAUGCGUUUCUCAUCACGAUUAUUUUGGAUCUUGUGAACGAUGAAGUGGUCUACGAAUGGGAAAAGGAUCUACUUGGCCACAAAAUGCCAGAUGUCGACGAUCUACUUGAAUUUCUACAAGGUCGUGGUCUCUGUGUAAAAUCAACAGAAGCUGCAAGGACUGUGAGAGUCAAGGAUUCAUCAGACAGGUCAGACCCAAAGGGGAAAUUCAAGAAGAAGAAGGUUCAAUCGUCGAUUGUCCAUUCAAUGAACGUUCCAACCACACAGAGGGCCCACUCAACGCCAGUGACACAAGUUUUCCACGCAUGUGUUCAACAAAAAUGUCCUGUCUGCCAAGGUGACCACAGAAUCUAUCGAUGUCCAAAAUUCCAAGAGAUGGAGCAGCAACAACGACUCAAGUUUGUAUACAACAAUAAUCGCUGCAUCAACUGCUUGGCCAAGGGACACGGUGUCAGCGCAUGUGAGUCUGGAAAAUGCUCAAUCUGCGAGAGGAAACAUCACCCGCUGUUACAUCGAUAUGAAGAGGAUGUCACUCCAAAGCCAUCCACUUCAGGUGAUGAUAUUCUCCCUACAGCUAUAAUUAACAUACUUGAUAAUUCUCGGCAAAUCGUACAGUGUCGGAUGUUGCUCGACACUGGCUCCUCAAGUAACUUCAUCACCACGGAACUCGCGGAAAAACUCCAAUUGCCCAGGGUUGAGUGCUCUGUAUCGGUCGGUGCACUCAACGAUCUUUCGACAGUCGCAAACUAUUGUGUCACUGCGACAAUUCGCUCUCGUUUCAACGAUUUUGAACGAACCCUCGAUUUUCUCGCCAUACCGGCAAUCUCGUCAUUUAUCCCCGCUCAACAGAUUGAUAGGAAGUCCUUUCAAUUGCCGCACAAUAUUCGUCAUUGUCUUGCUGAUGCAGAGUUCCAUAAACCCUCAUCAAUUCAAUUGUUGCUGAGCUCUGGACAGUCACUCUCCACCUUAACUGUUGGUCAACGAAAAAUUCCUAAUACAGCGAAUCUCAUCGCUCAGAACACUGUACUGGGAUGGACUAUUUGUGGAAGUGUUAAUGAUAAUGGAAUUUCUCGGACUCGUUGCAACGUCAGCAACAUUAUUGACGAAUUCAAAAGGUUUUGGGAAAUUGAAGAUGGCAUAUCUCACCCCAAACAUCUCUCUUCUGUGGAAGGACCCUGUGAAAAACAUUUCAUAGAAAAUGUCUCUCGCACCCCAAGUGGACGGUACAUGGUAGCAUUGCCGUUCAACGAUUUGAAGGAUCAAUUGGGAUCCUCACGUGCUCAAGCUCUCCGACGAUUUCUCUCUCUUGAAAGGCGACUCAAGGCAAACCCAAAGCUCUGGCUAGAGUAUUCCAAGGUCAUCGAGGAAUACAAGCAACUUGGCCACAUGAAGAAGGUGGAGAAUGAAAUAGAAGAAGGCUUCUAUCUUCCUCAUCACGCUGUGGUCAAGAUGUCUAGUAUGACCACCAAGGUCCGUGUGGUUUUUGAUGGUUCUGCCAAGUCUAGUAACAAAUGCAGUCUCAACGAUGCCUUAAUGGUUGGGCCAACCAUUCAGGACGACAUCUUUUCCCUAAUUCUACGCUUCAGGGUUCCGAAAUUUGUGUUUACUGGAGAUAUUGAGAAAAUGUAUAGGCAGGUUCUCAUAAGACUUGAAGACAGGAAAUUUCAACGGAUCAUUUGGAGGGACUUGCCAACCGACAAGGACAUCAACGUAUAUGAACUCCAAACUGUCACCUUUGGCCUCGCUCCAGCUCCAUAUCUUGCCACUCGAUGUCUUCAUCAAUUAGCGGAUGAUGAACAUGGCAAUUCCCCUCUUGCCUCGCAGCUAUUGAAGCGAGACCUGUACGUAGAUGACGUGCUCACUGGUGCUGAUUCUUUGGAAGAGACUAUCAAAUUACGAGAUGAAUUGAUGGAUCUUCUCCAUCGUGGUAGGUUCAAUCUUCGCCAAUGUGCAUCCAACCAUCCAAUGGUGCUGCAAGGACUUCCCGAUUGUGCUGUCAAUCUCAAUUUACUUGGAGAAGACGAUCCCAAGCUGAAGACUCUGGGUGUUCAUUGGGACUCUCAUCAAGAUUGCAUUGUCUACACUGUUAAUCCUAUCGCCACCAAAGAUGUCAUCACGAUGCGAACAAUUGCCUCAGAUGUUGCUCGUAUUUUUGAUCCUCUUGGAUUGCUUAACCCGGUCAUCACUCACGCCAAGAUUAUUCAGCAGGAGCUAUGGAGAUUGAAGCUAGACUGGGAUGACUCCAUUCCUCAAGAGAUCUGUACAAAAUGGAACGACUUUGCGGCCCAACUUCCUCUCCUCAACGAUCUCCAUUUCCAACGUCACAUAGUCAUACCCAAUUCCCAAUACAUUGAACUUCAUGGAUUCGCAGACGCCAGUGAAAAAGCCUAUGGAGCCUGUAUAUACCUUCGCACUGUUGACCCACUGGGAAAGGGCAAUACUCAUCUCUGGUGUGCGAAGUCACGUAUUACUCCAUUGAAGAGCUCGCAGACAAUUCCACGACUCGAACUUUGUGCUGCCGAAUUAUUGACCAACCUCUACACCACUGUGAAGAAGGCAACGGACAUUAAACCGGCAAGGCAAUUCUUCUGGACGGAUUCUAUGAUCACCCUACAAUGGAUCCACAAAUCUCCACAUACAUUAGAAACAUUCAUCGCUAACCGAGUAACCAAGAUUCAGCAGCGAACACAUCUACAGGAUUGGAGACAUAUCCGGACCUACGACAACCCAGCAGACGCCGUGUCCAAAGGUGAACUUCCAGUCGACUUCCUACAAAAUUCUCUCUGGAAGCAUGGACCUAAGUGUCUUACCGGGGGAGAAGACACCUGGCCGUUCACUCUCAUCCAGACAUCAAGUGAGGUGCCGGGCAUCAAAAGGUCCACUUGCUUGAUUACAUCAACAAGGACAAGGUCAGCAUCAUCAGCAUCUCCAAGGUCUACAGUCCCUGAUAAUCCUCUAUUUUUAAAAUUCUCGUCUUUCAAUAAAUUAAAACGGUUUGUUGGCUUGGCGCUCCGAUGGCCACUCAUCCACAAGACACGACAAGCUGUAUCACCACAACGCCAUCCAGAAGUCAAAACCACCCAUCGCUGUAUCACUGUUUCGGAAAUACAAGGAGCUUCCAAAAUUAUCCUUUUGUUGACUCAACAAACUGCAUUCUCUCAAGAGUUCCAAGACCUACAGAAUGGAAGAUUUGUCGCCAGCAAUAGCAAGCUCCACAACCUCAACCCCUUCAUCGACGAUGAUGGUCUAAUUAGAGUUGGCGGCCGACUGGAGAAGGCAAAGACAAUCAGCUUUGACGAAAGACAUCCUAUUGUAUUACCUCCGUUCUUUCAUGUUUCUCGGCUGAUUAUGGAAUCGACUCACUUGGAUAAUCUCCACACUGGAACUCAGACGACGUUGCAUCUUUUGAGACGGCAAUAUUGGCCUAUCGAUGGACGUCGACAAAUUCGCAAUUUCAUCAACAAGUGCAUAACUUGUGCCAGAUUUAGACCACGUCCAGUCAACUAUCUCAUGGGAGAUUUACCACCUCAACGCGUGACUCAAUCGAAACCUUUUGAACACACAGGAGUGGAUUACUGUGGGCCGCUAUUCAUCAAGGAAAAAAGGUUUCGAAAUCGUGGCAAGGUCAAGGUUUGGAUUGCCAUAUUCGUGUGUUUUACCACCAAGGCAGUCCAUAUUGAGGUUGUUGAUGACCUGAGCACUGACGAAUUCUUGGCAGCACUGAGCCGAUUCAUCUCCAGACAUCCAUCGUGCAAUUCCAUGUAUUCGGAUCAUGGUACCAACUUUGUCGGGGCUAAGAAUGAGCUCCAGGAACUCUACGCUCUCGUCGAAGCAGAAGACCACAAGGAAAGAGUUCAACGUCAGAUGGCUCAGCAUGGCAUCCAGUGGAGCUUCAUCCCACCCCAAGCUCCUCACUGUGGCGGUCUGUGGGAAGCAGCCGUCAAGUCAUUCAAACAUCACCUGAGAAGAACUAUUGGAAAUGAGUUGCUCACCCACCAACAACUAAAUACCUUGUGCAUAAAGAUAGAAGGUAUUUUAAACUCCAGACCGUUGAUCCCUCUCUCCUCAGAUCCGAAUGACUUGGCUGCCCUGACUCCUGCUCACUUUUUACAUGGAAGCUCCACUAGAGAUCUUCCAUCUCCAGAGUUUCUUCAUACGCCCAGCAACAGAUUAUCAUACUGGGAACACAUUGAGAAGCUCAAACAAGAGUUCUGGUCCAGGUGGCAUAACGAAUACCCGAAUGAGCUACAAAUUCGACACAAGUGGAACGAUGGAAACCACAAAAUCAAGGAAGUGUCCUUGGUUUUACUUCGAGACGACAACAUCCCUCCGUUACAGUAG
This is a messenger RNA of Diachasmimorpha longicaudata, 5136 nucleotides long. RefSeq lists its product as uncharacterized. Gene Ontology annotation, molecular function: nucleic acid binding; aspartic-type endopeptidase activity. The coding region runs from base 1 to 5136 and encodes 1711 amino acids. Gene Ontology annotation, biological process: proteolysis; DNA integration. The record is from RefSeq and is a predicted model, not a curated record. Lineage: Eukaryota; Metazoa; Arthropoda; Insecta; Hymenoptera; Braconidae. The transcript has 3 exons.